ACUAUUCUUAAAUUCUUUUCCUCAGCCAAAGACGUUGACACGCCUAUAGAGACAUUCUUCAUACAACGCCAUGCUGAGCAAGACAAAGAAGAAAAGCUGAGACGAGAAAAAUGGACCGAUUUUGCAGAAAAUAGUACUCUCCAUGGUUUCCAUUUCAUUUUUACCCGAGCUUCGCCGUGGGUGCGUUUGGUAUGGAUUUUUUUCUUACUAGGUUUCACCGCCUAUGUAAUUUUCUCCAUAUACAGCAGCAUCUACAAAUAUUUUACCUACCCCACUGCUACCGUCAUGAAUAUUUAUCAUCCGCAAGAGGGUCUGCAGUUUCCUGCAGUUACUUUGUGUCCCAUGACAACGUUAUCAAAGAGAAGGAUUUCUAUGAAGGACGAGGAACCAUCGUUUAAUAAGCUAGGACUAAACAUAGCUGCCUGCAAUACAACAGCGGCUGUCAGGGCAGGGAGACCAUGCGGGGAAGCACUUUUGUGUUGUUGCACAGAUUAUACUGACAGUGAGAUUUCUGUGGUUCUCCCUAACUGCACCGAGGACUACAGGAAAGAUCUUCUCGAGGUCAUAAAGAAGAAAAAGGAUUCAUUUAACGACAGGCAAUUUCACGAAGCUUAUGGUUCUGAUAUACGCAGAAUGAUCGUACCGGGAACUUGCCACUACGGAUUGUCUGAUGAGGGAUGCUCCCACAAAGAUUUCGAUCCCAUUGUGACAGACCUCGGGGUUUGCUACUCAUUCAACGCGGCGCGGCACGGCGAGCAAAUACUGAAAGCGUUUCAGGGCGACACGUUGUCCGGUCUGUCGCUGAUACUAGAUCUAAAUUUGCAUGACCACAUGGUCGGCUUUUCCUCUGAGGGGAUCUGGAUCAUUGUACACCAUCAGGGGGUAUACAUCAACCCUUGGAAUCGUAUUCUUGUAGCUCCAGGGACGCGUACGGAAAUCAGCGUUAAGCGUAAGGUGUAUCGAAACAAGAAACCACCAUAUGAAACAAAGUGUAGUGAAACUAUACACCUGGCUGGAUAUCAAAUGUACACUUCUGAAGGAUGUUACACAGAGUGCCUGUCGAAUGCGACACUGAGAAAAUGUGGAUGUAGAUCACCAAGUGACUCAGUUAACUUUGGAGAUCGAGUCUGUUUUCGAGAAGAUGUGUCCUGCACUAAUUCAGUGAUUAAUGAUAUGUUUGAAGGCACCAUAAAGUGUGACUGCCGUCUGGCUUGUGAUGCGAUCAAUUAUGAAUCAACAGUGUCAAGUGCAGUGUUUCCCAACCCAACAAUGAUUAAAAUACUACAAAACAAAGGCUACAACAGGACAAAUGAAUACUUAAGAAAGAACUUGGUUUUUCUUCAAGUUGGCUACAACUCUCUCAGUUAUGAGUAUUUUAGGCAAACAUCACAGUAUGAUAGCGGAGCACUGAUGGGUGAAAUUGGUGGUAACCUGGGCCUGUUUCUUGGCUGCAGUAUUCUUACCAUCUUUGAAUUUGUCGACUUCGCCAUUUACCUGUGCCGCACCCGUAUCAAGAAAAAGUCCUAAAUAUCCAAGUUAUAGGGGCU
This is a messenger RNA of Orbicella faveolata, 1547 nucleotides long. RefSeq names its product acid-sensing ion channel 2-like. Gene Ontology annotation, cellular component: plasma membrane. Gene Ontology annotation, biological process: sodium ion transmembrane transport. Gene Ontology annotation, molecular function: ligand-gated sodium channel activity. The record is from RefSeq and is a predicted model, not a curated record. Lineage: Eukaryota; Metazoa; Cnidaria; Anthozoa; Scleractinia; Merulinidae.